GGAAGCACUUUUUUUAGUGUUGCUGACGGGAUGCUGUUCUCCACCAUGAAUAAGUCUAAUCGGUUUCGGAUGGGCAGUUUUAAAAUAUUUGAUUUAAUGUUGAAUCAGCGAAACAUUCAUGAAUUAACAUGUCGGUUUGCUGUUGUUCUUCUUUUAACCUGCCAGUGUCUGGCAGACGAUGGAUACGAGAUGGAUGACUUUUUGAAAAGGGAGUACUCUCUUACCAAACCAUACCAAGGGUUGGGCUCCUCCAGUUCCUCUUAUUGGGACCUGAUGGGCAAUGCCAUGAUCACCACUGAGCAUGUGCGACUGACCCCUGACUUGCAGAGCAGACAAGGAGCAGUGUGGAGCCGCGUUCCCUGUUUCCUGCGGGACUGGGAGCUGCAGGUGCACUUUAAGAUCCACGGCCACGGGAAGAAGAACCUGAAUGGAGAUGGAAUGGCUCUGUGGUAUACCAAAGAACGCAUGCAGACUGGUCCUGUGUUUGGAAACAUGAACCUCUUCACUGGCCUUGGAGUGUUUGUGGACACCUACCCCAAUGAAAAUAAGAACCAUGAGAAGAAGUACAAUCCUUCGACUCAGAGGGUCUUUCCAUACGUUUCUGGGAUGGUGGGGAACGGGACUCUGGCUUAUGAGCACGAUCGUGAUGGCCAGUCCACAGAGCUUGGCGGGUGCACAGCCCUGGUGCGCAACAUCCCCCAUGACACCUUCCUCCUCAUCAGAUACACCAAAAACCGACUGACGAUACAGAUAGACGUUGACGGUAAACAGGAGUGGCAGGACUGUCUGGACCUUCCAGGGGUACGUCUACCUCGGGGCUACUUCUUUGGAGCCUCCUCUGUUACUGGAGACCUGUCAGACAACCAUGAUCUCAUCUCUAUGAAGCUGUACCAGCUGACUGUGGAGCGUACUCCGGAGGAAGAGGAGGAGGAAGAGCUCAUCCCCAGUGUUGAUAACUUUGAGCACUUGAACAAAGUGGAGGUGCAAGAAGAGGGGAUGAGUGGAGUCCAGCUCUUCUUCACCAUAGUCUUCUCUGUCAUUGGUAUCUUUGUACUGGGGGUGGUGGCAGUGGUCAUGUAUGGGCGCUGGAAGGAGAACAGCCGCAAACGCUUCUACUGAGAGGGAGAGCUGGGUAGUCUACGGCUCCGUCCCAAAUGGCACCCUAUUCUCUUUAUAGUGCACUCCUUUUGACUAGGGGUCUAGUCAAAAGGUGUGCUCUCUGUAGGGAAUAGGGUGCCAUUUGGGAUGUCGUCUGAGGGAUGCUCUAUGUGAAGGAGCACGAAUGAGGAUGUAGAUUUCUAAACAUACAACGAACAUGCUGUCUGCCAUACAUAGCUUUACUACAUAACAAUUCCCUUACCUCAAUAAUACUUCAACUGCGACAAAUGAACCGCUCUCGGACCAUCUCGGCCCAAAUAAAUCAAACGUGACCCUUUUUUUUUUUUUUUUUUUUUUAUACUGUGAGAUAAAUCUUUUUUUUGUCUUUUGUUUCACCUUAUUGUUUAACGUAGGAGACCAUGACCUGUGAAUUGCUGACACUGUCAUCAGCAGACUGCACUCACUUACAUGCAGUGUGCAUGAUGGGCUUCCAGCCUUUCUGUCAUGUUCUGCCGUUGAGACUUCCGAAUUGUUUGCACUGACAUGAAAUGCCCGUGAGAAGACUUAUAUUGAGCUGCCAUAAUAACUAAGUAAUGAGAGAGAGAAUUGUUCUCAACAAAAGUACCUAGCUCGGGCCAGUUUAAGACCAGGGCCUUCAAGAUCGUAAUGAAUCAAAUUAUAUUGCUGGGGGAACUGAUCUCAGAGUAGGACUGCUGAACUCAGAUGUUUUCUUGAAUAUGGGCCCAGAUGUCGCAAUGUACAUGCUAAUCCUUUAGUUCUAUAUUUUGGUUCAUGAGCUAACAUUUGGCUCUUGGUUCUGUAUUGCUGUGCUGUAACUACCAUUUACCUACAGUUGAAGUCGGAAGUUUACAUACACUUAGGUUGAAGUCAUUAAAACAAUUUUUUUAACCACUAUAGUUUUGGCAA
Messenger RNA from Oncorhynchus mykiss (rainbow trout), 2025 nucleotides. It is a transcript of the gene lman2lb, whose product is annotated as lectin, mannose-binding 2-like b. Gene Ontology annotation, biological process: endoplasmic reticulum to Golgi vesicle-mediated transport. Gene Ontology annotation, cellular component: COPII-coated ER to Golgi transport vesicle; Golgi membrane; endoplasmic reticulum-Golgi intermediate compartment. Gene Ontology annotation, molecular function: D-mannose binding. The record is from RefSeq and is a predicted model, not a curated record. NCBI's taxonomy places the organism in Eukaryota, Metazoa, Chordata, Actinopteri, Salmoniformes, Salmonidae.